AUGGACCAGGACAUCAAGAAAUGCCAACUCACCGUGGUGCUCUUCUUCUUCCGUAAACUGCAAAUCCACGCACACCAAGUUAAGUAUGCCCACAAAGCCAGCUUUUUGGCUCCUCUUAAUGACGACAAAUAUAAGGAUACUCAAUAUCAGUGGUGGAAAAGCUCCAUUGAAUGUCCUGAAUGUGGGAAAGGUUUCAGGGAGAAUUCAAACCUGGUAAACCACCAGAAGACUAACACGGGAGAGAAACCGUAUGACCGUCUAGUUUGUGUGGGAAGUUUCAUUACAAAUUCCCACCUGGUAAAACAUCAGAGGACUCACACAGCAGAGAAACUGUAUGAGUGUUCAGAAUGUAGAAAAAGUUUCAGUUACUGCUAAUCCUGUGAUACAUGAGAGGACUCAUACAGGGGAGAAACCAUAUGAGUGUCCAGUCUGUGGGGAAAGUUUCAUUUCAAAUUUCAACCUGGUGAAACACCGGAGAAAAACCAUUUGAAUGUCCUCAUUGUGGGAAAAGUUUCAAGAAGAAUUCUGACCUGGUAAAACACCAGAGGAUUCAAAUAGGAGAGAAACUAUAUGAGGGUCCAAUUUGUGGGGAAACUUUCAUUGCAAAAUCUGACCUGGUGAAACACCAGAGGACUCACACAGCAGAGAAACCCUUUAAAUGUUGUGAUUGUGGGGAAAGUUUCAGUUAAAACUCCAGCCUGGUGAUACACCAAUUCUAUUUUAUUUGGAAAAAGAACUUAAAUCGGAUAAGAACCUAGCCCGGGAUCUGAAAAAGAUUUUAAAUGUUAUGGGGGACAUCUUAUUACUUCUGACAAAAACACUUGCUCAGAGCCCAGAUUUGACCUUAGUAUUAUCUAUGAAAGACUUAACUCUGAGAGAGCAGCUGGGAGGUGAAAUUGGUUUCUGAGAACAGUAGAGGUGAACAUUUAUUGACUCUUGUUUAAUAAACUACUAACUCAAGAAACAACAGGAGUGGAACAAGUGAAUACCAAGACAGAGGCCUUUACAGAACAACAAGAACAGAUUAUUGAAAAUCCAGACAACGAAACAAGAACUCCAAAACUGGAAAUGACCUUCUAUGCAAAUCAGAAGAAAUUUGAGGAAAAAAAAGACCAGAUCGAAUUGAAGACAACUGUAUCAGAACAAUUACGAGGAUCUGGGAUACCAGGGCAACAACCUAAUGAUUAUAAAUUGGCCAGAACUUUCAGAAAAUUGGCAAUUAGAUGGUCUCCUUUAAUUCAAAUAAUAUAUACAAGAAUGAAGGGAGAUCUAUCUGAUGAUUUAAAAGCAUUGACAUGGAAGCCUGGUUGGCAAAAGAAGAAAGCUAGAAUUAGGUUGAAAAGCUGGGCCUUUUUGAUUUAUUAGACUCUAACCUGUCAGCUAGCGGGCUAAAGGGAGAUUUUGAGAUAAAGGGAAAUUUGAUUAUUAGAUUUAAAAUAGUCGGAAAACAGUAAAAAAAUAAGGGAAUAAUUUGCCUAAUAUUGAAGAUUUAGAUUUACAAGGGAAAUGUAAACUAACUAUUAGGAAAUAGGUUUGAAUUAUUGAUUAGCCCAGAGAAUAUAGUUGAUGGAUCUGAACUAAUAAAAGUCACUUUAUUAUUAAGGUGGUGAUGUAUUAGGAUGGGGAUAUGAAAAUGUUUAUGGAAUAAAAUAAGAAUAUAGUUAAGUAAUAAAUAUGUGUAUUUCAGAUAUUAUAAUUAUUAUGAAGUGAGAUAAAGGAAAUUUGGGUUACCUGAAAGUUGAAUACUAUGGCAUUAAAGAUCAAACUGGAAAUAUGUAAUUAAAAAUUAAAAAUAGGUAAUAUUUAAUAAAAGGACAUUGAUUAUCGAGAUUUAUUAAGAUAUGUAUAAACAAAACAAAUGUAUAAAUGCAAUAAUGAAGUUUAUACUGAAUUUUGAUACAACUAGGAAUUUAUUAGCUUAAAUAUGAAAUAAUGUUAAGGGAAACAGAAGAAAUUUUUCAUAAUGUAACCUGAAAUAUCUCAUCUACUAAAGAUUGUUGUUUAAUCCAAUUACCACAUUGCCUUCUAAAUACUUAUAUGUAAAACUGGAAAAUCGAUAAAAAAAAAUUUUUUUUUUAAAAAAAAAUUCCAACCUGGUGAUACACUACAGAACUCACAAAAGAGAAAAAACAUUCAGGAAUGUGGGAAAAGUUUCAGUCAAAAUUCCAGCCUGGUGAUACACCAGAGGGCUCACAAAGGAGAGAAACCGCAUGGGUGUCCAGCGUGUCGGAAAAGUUUCAGUUACGUUUCUCUGCUUGUAAAACACCAGAGGAUGUAUACAGGAGAGAAACCGUAAAAGUAUCCAGAUUUUGGAAAAGAUUUCAGUAUUGGGUCUAACCUUAUACAUUCUGUAUCACACAGGGAAGAAACAUUUGAAAUGUCCAAUCUGUGAAUAAUUCUUCAGGCAUAAAUCAUCUCUUAUUGCACACAAGGAAGUGCACAUGAAGCAAACAUUGAUGAGUUUAGAGACAUCUUGAAUUUCAUUUCUGAUUUUCCAUUGAGAGUAUAGGUGAGAAACUGACUACUUCAAUUCUGGCUUGAUUCUUUUUAGUCAACAGAUCUCAGUAUUAGACCUAUAGGUGGAGAGAAAAAUAUGAAAAAUGUUAGUUUGAUAUAGACCAACUACCUAUUUCUGCUUAUCAACAAUAGUUUCUGGAUAUUUCUAUUUAUUUAUGAGACUUAUAUACCGCUUUAAGUGCAAGCACUCUCUAAGCGGUGUACACCAGUAAGCAAUGUACAUAUAUAUUUACAUUGCCCCCAACAAUCUGGGUCCUGUUUGCAGGAGUUGUGAAAUUCCUCGGCUACUGUACGUUAGUCCUCGGGAUACAACUCUAAUGGGCCUCCUAAUUGUAGUUGGGAGCCUGCUUUGUGUCAUGCCUCCAUGGGAGCCUGAAUCUGGACCCUAUGGAGGCCGAGGGAGAGGCAUCUGUGGCUUCAGAGGAAUGUGGGGAAGAGCAGGCCGAGGCAGGCCAGGGUAUUUCAGGAUUGGGACAGGAGGAACAUGAGAGUUCAGGCCAUGAGCAAGGCCACUCCUUCCUGAUCCGAGAACACGGGGAGUGGAGAGAAGGAUCUGAAAAAGAUUUUAAAUGUUAUGGGGGACAUCUUAUUACUUCUGACAAAAAGACUUGCUCAGAGCCCAGAUUUGACCUUGGUAUUAUCUAUGAAAGACUUAACUCUGAGAGAGCAGCUGGGCGGUGAAAUUGGUUUCUGAGAACAGUAGAGGUGAACAUUUACUGACUCUUGUUUAAUAAACUACUAACUCAAGAAACAAAAGGAGUGGAACAAAUGAAUACCAAGACAGAGGCCUUUACAGAACAACAAGAACAGAUUAUUGAAAAUCCAGACAACGAAACAAGAACUCCAAAACUGGAAAUGACCUUCUAUGCAAAUCAGAAGAAAUUUGAGAAAGAAAAAGACCAGAUCGAAUUGAAGACAACUAUACCAGAACAAUCACGAGGAUCUGGGAUAUCAGGGCAACAGGCAGGCUUAACUACUUAGGAGGAAAGCGCCCUGCCCCUCUCCACAUGGCACACCUGGAGACUGAGACUUAAGGAGAUGCUGUGGGGAGAAGUAUUUGUCGGGAACAAACACUGAUUCAUUGGAAUUUUGUGUGCUGUUGCUGAUCUUGAAAACAACUCUUUGAUCUCUUGUUCUGUGUUGUGAUUUCUGCUUAGAAACCCUAAAACUCUGACCAUUGGACUGACUGACAACAGUGACUGGGUGUUCAAAGACCUCGGAUUGUAUUUUGACUUCUAUUUUGAAACUGCUCAGGCAAGCUUGUAUUUCCACAGACUUGUUAGAUUUUGGAUGUUUCAUUCCUUGUUAUCUACGUGACCUUAAGUAAAUUACUUUUCUAAUCAGACUGUACGUGAAACUACUUGCAGCCAGAGGCGGCUGAAGGUGUGUGUGUGUCUUCCUUUGUUCUGGGGCUUGUCAGAAACGUGGGAGCAUUUGGGGAACAUUUGGAGCAGACUAAACUGCCUCUGUGCUCUGCCCGGGGUCAUCACACUUUGCUUAACUACUGCUACUCCUGCUGUUCCUGAUGCAGCAGUUAAAUGAAUGUGUAAGUCAUUAAACAACACUGGCUACCUCACUGUUGGGGAAAACUCUUGGUAGUCCUCGAUUUACAACUGUAAUUUAGCCAGCAAUUACAGUUGUAAAUCAAGAGGGUCAUUAAUGGGUCAUCACACAGUGUGAUCAAUUUUAUAACCUAUUUUGUGGAAGCACAGAAGGAAGUGCACAUGAGGCAAACAUUGAUGAGUUUAGAGAAGGCUUGAAUUUCAUUUCUGAUUUCCCAUUGGGACUGUAGGUGAGAGAUUGGCUACUUGAAUUCUGACCCGAUUCUUUUUAGUCAACACAUCUUAGGAUUAGACCUGUAGGUGUGGAGAAAAAAAAUGGAAAUUGUUAGUAGAUAAAGGCUAAUGAACUGUUUCUGAUUAUCAGCAGAUGUUUCUGGAUGUUUCCUUUUACAGAACUUGUGGAAUUCCUCAAAUAGCGUUUUUUGGGGGUUUUUUUGUAUAUUGAUUACGGAAAUCCAACAUAUGGAGUUGCAGCCUUGUUUGUUGUGCUCCAGAUUUUGAUCCCCACAUUUUCACAGCCAGCAUACCAGUAGCCCACAAGUUACAACUGUAAUGGGGCCUGCCAGUUACAGUCGCACGUUACAAAAGCCAUGAAGUGAGAGUGGUUUGGUUAAUUACCUCCACCCUCCGUGAUGCAGCCAUUAAACAGAUGUGCAAAUAGCUACGUGGAAUACUAGCAACCCCACUGUUGGGGGAAGGUGUUGGAAGCCUACCGCAGGACCAGACCUGCCCCCCCCCCCGGCAUCCCUAGGCCUCUCCCACCCGAGACAUCCUGUGCUCUGCUUCCCAACCCUUGGUUCCCCUGGGGAUUUUCCUCCAUUAUAGGGCCCCACCAAGCUUUUCUCCCACCCCAUGGUCCCCACAGGUUUUUCUCCCAUGGUCCCCCUGACCUCUCCCCCACAGUAUUUGGGGGGCUGCCACAAAGAAGGUGGGAUCAAAUUCUCUAAAGAACCAGAGGGCAGGACAAGAAACGGUUGGAAACUGAUCAGAGAGAGAAGAACCUGGAAUUAAGGAGAAACUUCCUAAAAAUGCAGACAAUUAACCAGAGUGUUAUGUGCUCCUGCCUACUUUCCUUCAUGACCAGAAGCAAACUCAGCUGACCAAUAACCAGCCAAGGCACAGUGAAGGCCUUUUAUUUCAUUUAUUGCAAUAAGCGAGGAGAGAAGCUAUCAAAGCUUGGUCCUCUUCAAAGUUCCAACCCAAAAUAUUCCUUCUUUAUACAACCCUGUCCCGGAUGCCACAUCCCUCCUCAUUCCCCAUUGUACUUUCUUUGGUAUUCAGCAGAUUCUAUUUUAAAUUUUUCUUUCAAUAUUAAAAUUUGAAGACCUUUCAUUCACUUCUACCAAGAGGAACAGCUUGCUUUCAGCUUGCUUUCAGUGCUCCAUCACUGGAGGUUUUUAAGAAGAGUUUAGACCAGGGAUCAGCAACUCGUGGUUCCUGAGCCGUAUGCGGCUCUUUCAUCCCUCCGCUGUGGCUCCCAGUCCUUUGCCAUCUAAAAAAAUUCCAAUUUCUCAUGGAAAAAUAAAAGAUCUUGCCCAACUGGAAUUGAUUGAACUUUUUAGUCCCACAGUUUGUGGGCAGGCUAACAAGUUUCUUUUGUUUGUAAGACUGCACACAGCAGCGGAUGAAAUGACGGAGGACCGUGUCAGAGCUGGAAAGGUGCCGCUAGGGCCCAGUCGGGGGCGCAAGGGGGUUUUCUGCCAAUCAUGUACGGAGCUGGGGAAAUGGGCCAGCCAGCCAGCCACCGUCGCCCGAACUACCCUUCACCUGGCCAGCCGGCUGGCACAAAGCCUCACCAGUCUUCUCCUACUCGUUCUCCUCACUCUGCUCCAUUCGAGUUGAAGAAAGCAGAGGCGCAGCAGCGGGAUUGCUCUCAAUAAGGCAGGCGCACACGAGCGAGCAGCACACCCAGUUCUUAUUGUUUGCUGCGCCUCCGCUUUCUUCAACUUGGAUGGAGCUGAGGAGCCGCUGGGGGCCAGUUGAGUGGGAAGGACGAGCUUUGCUGCUGGGCAGUGCCUGGGCUAUGCACUGCCGCUGCCUCCCAAAUGCCAUCUUUGCUGCUGGGAAAGCUGCAGUGGCAGGGCGCUCCAUGCAGGGGAGGUAGGAAGGAAAUGUGGCGGCAACAGGGCACUCUGCACAGGAGAGGUAGGAGGGAAAAACAGCAGCAGAAAAUGCUCAUGUGGAGGAGGUAGGGAAAAGUGGCAGCAUGGCGCUCUGCGCAGGGAGAUAGAAGAGAAAACCAGUGGCAGGAUGUGCUCAGCACGGGGGAGGUAGAGGAAGAAAGCAGCAGUGGCAGAGUGCUCCAUGCCAGGGGGGGGAAGUAAACAGCAGCAGCAUGGAGUGCUGGGGAGUAAGCAGCAGGGUUUUGUGGCUCCUGGUGUAUUUUCUCUGGAAAAGGGGUCCAAAUGGCUCUUUGAGUGUAUAAGGUUGCCGACCCCUGGUCUAUAAGAUUCUUAAAAAGCGUAAGUUUAAUUGUUUAUACAAUGCUUGCAGAUGUGAAAAAAAAAA
Molecule: messenger RNA, 6587 nt
Organism: Crotalus tigris (Tiger rattlesnake)
Lineage: Eukaryota; Metazoa; Chordata; Lepidosauria; Squamata; Viperidae
Product: zinc finger protein 22-like
Exons: 3
Coding region: 1-375 (124 amino acids)
Biological process (GO): regulation of transcription by RNA polymerase II
Molecular function (GO): DNA-binding transcription factor activity, RNA polymerase II-specific; RNA polymerase II cis-regulatory region sequence-specific DNA binding
Source: RefSeq, a predicted model, not a curated record